Molecule: messenger RNA, 144 nt
Organism: Penicillium oxalicum
Lineage: Eukaryota; Fungi; Ascomycota; Eurotiomycetes; Eurotiales; Aspergillaceae
Exons: 1
Coding region: 1-144 (47 amino acids)
Source: RefSeq, a predicted model, not a curated record
AUGCUAGCGAUGGACUCGUCCAAAGCUUGGCGGAAACAGAAACUGUGGGCAACGCUUCGGUUAGCACACAUAUUCGACAAGUUUUGUAGUCUCAACUCGAUCAAGUUGGAAAUUGGUUCUCAGACAAAAUAUACUGGCAAGUAG